Messenger RNA from Xenopus tropicalis (tropical clawed frog), 2216 nucleotides. RefSeq names its product lysophosphatidylcholine acyltransferase 4 (gene lpcat4). The transcript has 14 exons. Gene Ontology annotation, molecular function: 1-alkenylglycerophosphoethanolamine O-acyltransferase activity; acyltransferase activity, transferring groups other than amino-acyl groups; 1-acylglycerophosphoethanolamine O-acyltransferase activity. Bases 14 to 1582 code for a protein of 522 amino acids. Gene Ontology annotation, cellular component: endoplasmic reticulum membrane; membrane. NCBI's taxonomy places the organism in Eukaryota, Metazoa, Chordata, Amphibia, Anura, Pipidae. Gene Ontology annotation, biological process: phospholipid metabolic process. The record is from RefSeq and is marked provisional.
CCUUUCAGCAGUCAUGAGUGAGGCUGAGCCAGUAGGCGAGAAGGGCCCCGCUGAAGAUGAUGGCGAGGAGUCCGUGCCGUUCAACCCUUUCCUGCAUGAGUUUGAGCCGGAAGGAUUCUGGCAGAAGGCGAGGUUCUAUAUCCUGGGUUUUACCCUGUUCCCUCUGCGUUUCCUCCUGGCUGCUAUCUUCCUCUUCCUUAUGUGGCCAAUUGCUGCCCUUCGAGUGGCUGGACUUACAGAAGAAGAGCUCAGUCGCUCUAUACGGCACCGUCGCACCAUUCUCCAUCACCUGAUUUAUCUCCUGAGUCGCACUAUGUUCUUCAUGUGCGGCUUCCACUGGAUCACCAUACGUGGCCGUCGCGCCCCUGCUUCUGAGGCCCCACUUCUGGUUGUAGCCCCUCACUCCACCUUCUUUGAUCCCAUAGUCACUGUGGUGUGUGACCUUCCAUCUGUUGUAUCCCGAGUGGAGAAUCUCAAUAUCCCAGUGAUUGGAGCACUGCUCCGUUUCAAUCAGUCCAUUUUGGUGUCCCGGCAAGAUCCAUCUUCACGGAAGAAAGUAGUAGAGGAAGUGAAGAAACGCGCAACCUCAAAUGGAGAUUGGCCUCAGGUGUUAUUUUUUCCAGAGGGAACUAAUGGUAAUGGCAAAGUUUUGCUAAAAUUCAAACCAGGUGCCUUUGUUGCUGGGGUCCCAGUGCAGCCAGUGCUCAUGAGGUAUCCCAACAAAUUGCCUGCAACUAUCUGGACAUGGAAAGGGAAUGGAGUGUUUAAGGUUCUGUGGCUCACAAUGUCUCAGUUUUAUAUCAACCUGGAAAUAGAGUUUCUGCCAGUUUAUCACCCUACUGCUGAGGAGCGGGCUGAUCCCACACUCUAUGCUUCCAAAGUGCAGAAGAUAAUGGCUGAUGCUCUGGCGAAACCAGCGACAGAGUUUGAGCUAAUUGGAGACACACCAGUAACACCAGUCGGGCACCUGAAAGUGGCGCUGGAUCCCAAAAUUUGGGAACUUGGGAACAUAUUAGAAAAGGCAGGGUUCUCUCUUGAUAGUGUGCAGGGUCUGAUUGAUCUUUGCCUAGAGGGGGUGUGCUCUCGCGUGGGAUUAGAUGAGCUUGCAGAAAAACUGGGUGUGACGCAGCACGAUGUGAUCUCCAGAGUUUUCAAUUAUUUCCACAAGGAUGCCUCUGGCAUGAUUGAUUUCCGAGAGGUCUCCUUGGUGCUGGCUGCCCAGGAUGCAACACGCUCAGCAGAGGAGCUAGCAAAACUUGCAUUCGAUCUCUUUUCUACCUGUGAUGCUGAUGGCCGUUUUCUUCUCUCUGCUGAUGGAUUUGCAGCCAUAUUGCGUUCGGUUGUGGGCUCACCCCCUGCUGAAAGUGGUAAAGUGUUCUCAGAGUUGUGCACUUACACGGAGCUGCAUGGCCUGACUCAGGAUGGAUUUGUGCGUUUUGCCAUUCGACAUCCUUGUUAUCGUCACCUGUUUCUUUUCUACCUGCGCCCCCCGUCUUCUGGUCGCCGAAAGCCACCUCAUAUCCAGCAAAAUGGGGGUUGUUCUGGGAAAAACAACCCUCGGAACCAAUCCAAAAUGGAUUGACAACAGGGAGGGAGGGAGAAUCUUUUAAAGGGGUGGUGUGGGAUCAGGGAGGGGGGUCACUUAAAGAUUACUUAACUAGGGAGAGUAAAGGAGAUGUACUCUGUUUGUGUCUGUAACACGGACUGGAGUUGUAUUUCUCUGUGUGUGGCCAGAAGAGCAUGGGAAGCCUGUCUGGCAGAUAAUAAAGUAUAAAGCAAAUGCUUUGUAGGGUUUUAAUGUGAAUGCUCUUCAAGAUCAUCUUGAAGGGCAUUGAUUUUUUUAAAAAGAAGGUCUUCAGAUUUUAAUGAAGAAAUGUACUGGCAGCAUGUGGUCACAUGGUCUGGGUAGUGAAGGAGCCGGCAUUUCUUGCUUUCUGAAGGAACCGGUGCUCCUGUGAUCAAGUGACAGUUUGGGGGUUGGCAUGAUUGGCUGCUCUGCAAUUUCUGCUUAAGAUGUGGUAUAGGAGCAAUACUCUGUAUAUUUGUUACCUGAUUGGGUGCAGGUUGGGGAGGGCAGUGUCACCUCAACUAUAUAAGCUCUCAGGAAAACAUUCUCCCUUUCCCCCCCAGAGAAUUUUACAUUUGUAUCUUAUUUGGACAUUUUGUUUUCUGACGGUUCCUGUGUAUUGGAAGCUGUUGUUAUGGUUCUCGAUAAU